Amoebophrya sp. A120 is the source of this 577-nucleotide messenger RNA. Lineage: Eukaryota; Dinophyceae; Syndiniales; Amoebophryaceae. The record is from the annotation of a GenBank genome assembly.
GGGCGGAGGAACCGUUGGAAGACGACCUUGUCGAUUUCAACUCGGUAUAUAGGAAAAAUGCUUUUCUGUUUUGUCUUCAAAAGUGCCGUAUGAGUAGAAGUUUCUGUACGCUUAACUAAGUAAGUAGCAUGACGAGGCACAUAAUUUUAAAUUCCUCGACUCUAUUCGCAGGUAUACCGAAUGAAAGAGGCACACCUGGACCUUAUCGACGAGGACGGCAAUGACGUGCCGCUGGAGGAGCGUCGGAUGAUCGAGCGAUACAGCGUGUGCUGCAUAUUUGUGUCCGGGCGCGACCUCUUUCCGCAAAUCCUGAACAAGGACGGCUGUGUGCACCGGCUGAGCGAGCAGCGCUACCACAACUCGCCCCAGGGGUACAGCAUGACGUUUCACACAUUUGUACAGCAGGCACAGGUGCAGUUGGUGUACCCGAACAUGCUGGAUUGGCCUGGCGGCAGCAAGUUUGCGCAGUACCCAGGCACCGUGAAGGCGUACGACAACAACGCAGUGAAGGUGCUGUGGCACAUGGCGUCCGGCUACGAGGCGGAGCGCAUCGUGCGGGUCGGCAAGCGCCUGAAGC